Armigeres subalbatus is the source of this 3543-nucleotide messenger RNA. Its product is annotated as transmembrane protein 47. NCBI's taxonomy places the organism in Eukaryota, Metazoa, Arthropoda, Insecta, Diptera, Culicidae. The transcript has 8 exons. The record is from RefSeq and is a predicted model, not a curated record. Gene Ontology annotation, biological process: cell-cell adhesion. The coding region runs from base 328 to 1134 and encodes 268 amino acids. Gene Ontology annotation, cellular component: cell-cell junction; membrane.
CAGGCGGAUGGAAUGAGACGGCGAGAAAAUCAAUUCUUUCUGACUGCCAUCGUUCAUAAGAUUGUUCGACGACGAUUCUUGGGGUUUUAAGUUUUCCGUUUUUUGAUUUUUGCAUUUUCCUGGAAAAAAUAAGUUGUGAAACCGUGUAAACACCAGUUUAAGUGCACGAGGAGUGUGUUCUUCGGGAGAAAGCAUUUGUCAUAUUUUUAUGGUAAUUGAAAAUACGAUUGUAGAGGCCGGAAGGUGCUGAAGAAAAAGGCAAAGGUGAAAGUGAACGUGAGCAUUCAAAGCGUGCAAGUCAAAAACGAAGAAGAUAGAAAAAGUGAAAUGUCAAGAGUGCUGACGGCGAAAAGCGAUGACUACUAUCAUAGGCAUCUUGGAUUGAGCGGUAUACAGUCGUCCUUCGAUGGAGAUUCUCUGCCCGAUUAUGACGAGUUCGAUUCCGAGUCAGUGACGCUGGAAUAUUUCAAGGAGAGCAACAAACGGGGUCCCUCUCCUGACAAGAUGGCACCAACGACGACGAUUGAAACCGUCACCAUCACAAGGCCACUCAAGGUAAUUGCCUUCAUCUGUGGAGUGAUAGUGGGCAUAUUGAUGAUUCUGGCCCUCACGUCAACGGAUUGGCUGAUGGCGGAAAGCUGGCGCCAGGGACUGUUUGUGCACUGCAUCGAGGAGGACUACUCGCCACCACUGCCGUUCAACCUGCAGGACCCAGCCGGCUGUUACGCCAGCCGUGACGUCACUUACAUCAAAGCCACCGCUGGCCUUUGUAUCAUCACGCUGGUUACCGAUAUCAUAGCGACGAUACUGACCGGUCUCGGGCUGAACACACAGGACCACAAUCGCAAGUACAAAUUCUACCGCGUGGCAGUGCUCGUUAUGAUGGUGGCAUUGAUUUCGUUGCUAGUGGCUCUUAUACUAUAUCCAGUGUGCUUUGCCGCAGAACUCAAUCUAGAUCCACACUUCAUUGCAGGAAACCGCCCGGUGUGGGAGUUUGGCUGGGCGUAUGGCGUCGGCUGGGGUGCUGCGAUCUUCCUGUUCGGUGCCGUAGUGCUGCUCCUAUGCGACAAGGAAUCCGAAGAGAUCUACUACAAGGAAAGGAAAAUAGUACACGACGCCUCGAUGAGGGACUAGGCCCGGCCACACGCCCUGCCCGAUGUUGUACUCUAGGCUUUUUAAACGAAAUCGAGAAAAACUAAUUGUCGUUCACAAUCCUCUCAAAGAAAAGUGUUAUAGAGAUGAUGUACCAAUCAGAAACCGCGAAGCAAACAGUGGAAAUUUAAUUACUUAGAAAACAAAAUCACGCAAGUCAAUCGAUACCUAAUCAUAUUUGAUGUGCUCUAAACAACUGGAUGAAUGUUGAUUGCUAUCGUUGGAGCGUUCCCGAUUUUUGGCACUCGAUCGAUGAGCGAUAAAUUUUCGUUAUCAAAAUAGCCAGCUUCGAAAUUCAAGUUCGAGUUAUUGUUUACGAUUCUCUUGAAGCAACCGAUUGAUUGUAAAUUUGUUGCCAAAAACUGGAAAACAUUACGAACAUAAAAAAAUGUAGUGAGACUUUAGACCAAGCAGCCAAAAAAGCGAACAAAAGCAUGUUUGAAUUUUUGUGUUGAGGCGUUAGGCUGUUUCGUACUUGACAUUCUGGAUAUACUCGAAAUUUACUAUACCCAAAAGCAAACCAACAAAAACCCUGGAUUACCAAAUGGAACCAUCUGGCACGGAGACAACAGCAAGAAGCAAAAUGCAGAGAAUGAACGCGAUUUUUUGAGAAGUUAUUAAAAAGCAAUUAGAUAAGCCGGAAAACAUCAGCAUGUCGUCACGCAAACGAUUUGAAGAUCUGAUUAGAUUUAUGAAACGAACAUCAACAACAAGAACUGCAAGACACAAAGAAAAACGUGACAUGGGCAAGGGUGAGGCGCCGUAAAAACAACAAAUGCUAAACUAGUUUAUACAAGAAACACGUAUUUAUUGAAACAAAAAAAGAAAAUAAGGAAUCGACUCUAUUUAUACAGCCAUUUUUUCUGGAAGAGAAUUCAAUAUGUAGGAUCAAGAUCACGUGGAAAGUUUAAAUCGAAGGAAUUAAUUAGCAAACUAUGAAAUUACUACAACUACUACUAUUACAAUUACUAUUGUAAAAUAUUUAUUCGACAAAUUGAUAUUUGUUUUGAACAUUUUUGUUUUGUGUUAUAAUAUUUAAAGGUAUUUUAUUCUGGGACAUGGAUCGUAGCAGAAAUUGUGGUCUUUCUUAUAUACACGAAUAGUAUCGAAACGAAUUUUCUACUCUUACUUGUGAACACUGACGAUUAUCUUGUAUAAACACAUCCCUUUUCGCAUCACCGGGAGCUAACGGUUCAGAAUAACCUUACCUUAUGCAUACCCAUACACAACGGUUGGAAAUAAAACGAAAAUACUCACUCAAAUAUAGACGCAUAACAAAACAAUAUCUAACUCUCCAUAUCGAACAGAUCUACAUCCAACAGUAACAACAACAAACCAUAUAAAACACAAUUUUACACAUGUACUAGGUAGGAGUAAUUCUUGGACUGCCUUCCUCUACAAUGACCAUGGGCAUCAAGAUGGAUUUGCAAAGGACUUUUCGGUUAAAAAUCGGUACGUUCUCAAUAACGAAUCUCAAAUAUAAAUAACCGUAAACGGUUUACAAAAAUAAUCAAAAUCAUAUCUACUUUUCUAAGAGAAAGCGAAACAACGUUUCAAUUGUGGAAGAAUUUCCCACGAAAAGAUUGUACACAUUGUGGACGGAUCUAUGAUAUCAGUCAUUUUUUAUACUUCCUUUCCCCAAAAGUAACCACAGUUAGUGUACUAGAAACAAAGGAAUGUCACGAUUAUAGGAGCAAGAUUGCUGUAUGACAAAAAAUUAGCACAAAUCAAACAAGCAUGUUUUUUGCAAUCUCUGAAUAAGUUUGGCAGUAGAGCAUUUUACCAAGUCUGGGUUCAUUAUUUUGAAUAAAUAUCAUAGUCGAUUUCUAUGCUACCAAUAUAAAAUUCUUCCGUAUCAAGAAAGUGAUUCAAGAGUAGAUUACGUAUGUAGAGUCCAUAAAUUCUUCCAUAAGUUUUAAAAUAAGUUGAGUGUUGAUUCAACUUGCAGUAAAUUAUGACUAAUUCGUUCAUGUACGUCUGGUUUCGUUUUACUCCAAAUCUAAAAAAAAUCUCACAAAAUGCUCAUUUGAUCCAAAACGAUCAUCCAUACUGAACAAGAUAUUAGUUCCCUAAAGGUUUCAAACUUUCAGAAAUAAUCAACCGUGGAAAGAAAUCGGGUGCAAACGUCUUGAGCUCAUUUUCAACUUAUCAUUUUGUACUGUAUUUGCUCUAAAUGAAAGGGAAAAAACCAUUCGUGGAUACUCGAAAAAAUAUUUUAUACCAAGUACCCCAUCUUGCAUUGACUAUUGAAACACAACAGCUAACGCGAAUUGAGUAAUCGUAGAUCAAAUUAUUAUUGAAAUAUCUGUCAAUUGUGUAAAUAGGUAUCGCUACGCUAAAUUAUAUGUAAUUAUCAUUGAUUGACUUUCAAUAAAGAGUUUUAACUACAAA